Molecule: messenger RNA, 1139 nt
Organism: Pogonomyrmex barbatus (red harvester ant)
Lineage: Eukaryota; Metazoa; Arthropoda; Insecta; Hymenoptera; Formicidae
Product: odorant receptor 4-like
Biological process (GO): sensory perception of smell; detection of chemical stimulus involved in sensory perception of smell
Cellular component (GO): plasma membrane
Molecular function (GO): odorant binding; olfactory receptor activity
Source: RefSeq, a predicted model, not a curated record
AAUAAAAUAACUCGUAUUAAUAAAAUUGCCCGUAGAACGUUCGAAAAGAUAUUGGCGAUGAUGGCGAUGGAUUGGAAGAAGAAUAGCAAUGCCGAUUUUAAUAUGCGUGUGAUAAUAAGCAAAGCCGUUUUGUCGCAGAAUUUCUCUAAUUUCGUCUUCGGUGCCUUUUCGAUAGCCAUAACCUUGUAUAGCAUAACCGUUCUCACAUUUGACACAAAUAACAUAGAAAAAGUUGACAUAUCCAUGCGUCCACUUAUCCUAAAGAUGGAUUUCCCAUUCAAUAACGAUACACGUUUCGUUUAUGGAUUGAUAUUAAUCUUACAAUUCCUUUGCGUAGUUAUAUGUGGUAGUGCCGUUGUCACGGUAAACACUCUUCUUAUUAUUUUGGUGAGUAAAUUAAAAUUGUUUCAAAAAAUUUUAUAAUCUAAAUCUGUGUAACUGUUAAAUUCACCUUAAUAUAAUGUAAUAUUAUCGCACAACAUGUAAUACAAUAUGUAAUUUGCAAAUUAUAACAAAUUAGGAUGAAAGAAAUAAAGUUUUCGAAAUCUUCCAGGUCUUACAUUUAUCUGGCCAAAUUGAGAUUCUUCGUAAAUGGUUAACAGAAAUCUUUUCAAGGGAAAACGAAUACAGACCGAGUCUAAUAAUGAUAAGAAAAAUUAUUAAAAAACAUCAGAACAUUAUUAUCUUUUCAAAAAGCAUCGAAAAUCUCUACUCCCACAUCGCGUUGGUUUUAUUUCUGUCAGACACUUUGAUCAUUUGUGGCCUCGGAUUUAUACUCGUUACGUCAAUUGGAAAAUCGAAUGCUACUACGAUUAUAAUAAAAUCUCUUGGAUUUUAUCUCAUAAUGAAUUUCGAGGUAUUCAUGUUUUGUUUCGCUGGGGAGUAUUUAAGUGUUAAGGUUAGCAUUAAUGGCGCGUCCAAUUAUAACAAGGAAAUAGGAGAUGCCGCAUAUGAUUCCCAUUGGUACCAAUGCAAAAUUCAAGAUAGUCGGAUAAUCUUAUUUUUGAUAAUGAGAUCGCAAAAUCAGUUGACAAUUACAGUUGGGAAAUUCAUGGAUCUUUCCUUCGAACGAUUUAUCAGUGUAAGAAUAUUGUAAUAUCGAAAUAUUCUUCUUGUACUGAAAAUGCAAAAUGUUUUUA